Molecule: messenger RNA, 1839 nt
Organism: Mesorhabditis belari
Lineage: Eukaryota; Metazoa; Nematoda; Chromadorea; Rhabditida; Rhabditidae
Source: the annotation of a GenBank genome assembly
AUGUAUCACCAAAGCAGAAAGCGUCCAACAAGUGACCCAUAUCAUGAUCGAUUGAGGAAAAAGAUUAGCAAGUUGGGCCCACUGCCAAUCACAGCAGAGAAACCAUUCUUUCAACGUGACAUCAAGGGACAUUAUGGAUGUGUGAAUUCGGUCGAAUUCAGUCACAAUCAAGAUUUUCUCGCCAGUGGUGGGGAUGACCAACGAGUCCUUUUAUGGAGUGUCUCAGAUAUGCUCGCCGACGCAAAUCCAAAACCGAUAGCUGAGAUGGACGCAAAGCAUUUGACGAACAUUUUUGCCUAUUCUUUUUCAAAUGAUGAUAAAUCAUUGUUUUCUGGUGGAAAUGAUGGGUUUGCGAUGCUUCACAAUUUGGAAACAAAUCAAAGGAUUCGUGCCUGGUAUUCGUACGGACCUGUCUUCAAUCUGUGCUGCAGUCCGAUUGAUGUCAAUUUGGUAACAGCUGCUCGUGACUGUGGAGAAGUUGCAUUUUACGAUUUGAGGUCCAAAGAAAACGAAAACAAUGCUUCAAUCAAGAUGAAAUCAUCAGCCACCAGUGUGUACAGUGGUCAAUUCAAUCCAGAUACACCACAUGUUUUUGCUGUCUGUUCAGAUAAUGAAGGAUUGUGUCUUUAUGAUACGCGUUUUCUUGACAAAAAAAUGCUCGAUCUCCAAAGAAUGGCCGCCUCGUGCAUGUAUGGCGAGUUCAAUUCAUCGGGACAGCGAAUGGCCAUCAACCGUUUCAGAGAAUCUCCUAUCGUUGUUGAUUUACUGAACAAUAGCAUGAUUCGACUGAAGGAUGAGCGAUAUGAAAGUAGUCAAACUAUCAAAUCGAUUCAUUUUGCCGAUGAUGACACUGUGAUGAUUGGGAGCGACAACUUUGACAUCUAUGCAUGGAAAAUACCCGUAAAACCUCAAAAAUCUCGUGGAACCGUGAAUGGCAUUGAGGUUUUCGAAGUUAUUGAAGAAGCGACGGCAAUUUUGAAAGGACAUCGUUCAAUUGUGAAUCAUGUUCGAUACAACAGCAAGUUACAUGUUCUAGCAAGUUGUGGAGUAGAGAAAAUCGUUAAAUUAUGGUCACCACUGGAAAUGCGCGAGUCGACGCUGACGCCGAACCUUCGUCCAAUUACACCUCGUCACAAUCACAACGGAAUUAUGUUGAUGGAUCUCAUACAAGACGUUCAAGAGGAAAAUGAGAACAAUAUAGAAGAAGAUUUAGAAAUGCUGCGUCAUUUUGAUAGAUUAAUUCUGCGUGCUCGAAUUGGUUCAAAUGACAAUACAUACGAAACGAGCGAUGAUGAUGAUAGUUCACGAGAAUAUCUUCACGAUUACAACAUGGGAUACAGUGAAGACACGAGCUCGAGCAAUGAAAAUAAUGAUGGAGAUGAAGAAGUCGGAGUUGAAGAUGGAGAUGGAGAUGGGGAAGCAGAAGCAGAAGAAAGAGGCUUCAUUAGACGCCUCAACUCACCGUCGGCAAUCGCCAACCGACAUGUUCGGUAUUGGGAUGUGGUUGAAGAUGAACAGGAGGCUCAAUCUUCGCAGAGACAUACAGAUGCUAAAAAUGGAAACGAACUCGAAACUCCUGCUGAGAGUCAAGAUGAUGAGGAGCAUAAAAUCGCUGGACAAAGUCAAACAAAGGAAGCGGUGAACACUGCAACGGAAAGUGAGGAAGCUAAUCACUCGAACAAUAGGACGCGUGAAUGGAUUGCUAAUUGGCCACCAGAGACAACAUCGCCAACUCUGGAAAGAAUGCAAAAUGAUUUACGGGCAGUUCUGAAUGAUCUUCGUUCACAUUUGAAUCGCUUUGAGUCUGAAGAAACACAAGCAGAAAUUGAAGAAGACAAG